CGCGCGAAAGCAGAGAUGGACGCGCUCCAUGGCGCCGAGGACGACGUCGAGAAGAAGCGCCACAUGAAGAACCCAUGGAAGGAGUCGUACCAGUCGCUUCUUGGCUCUUCCUUCGGACCUUCCAGCGACAUGGCGCCGGCGCCGACCCAGGAGCGCCAGCGUUCCGUCGACCUGCAGCAUGGUAACCUCGCCGGCAAAGUGACAUGCUACAUGCACAUUGUAUCGUAGAGAUCAGCAAGAGCUCGCUGAACGUGCAUGUCCGAUUGGAGCUUUUGCAGCGCCAGAUCGACGACUUGGCGAAGGCCAGCACGAAUAUGGAUUCCCUACUUGGCAAGAACCCGAUGAAACGCGCCCCAAGAAGUAGUGCAGGUCAGCAUGAGAGCGCCGCCGAGCAAGUCGAACCCGACGACGCCAGCUUGAUCGAUGCCCUCGCGGUCAUGCUAGCAUCGUGGCAACAAGCUCUGCACAUUCCCAGAAUCGAUUGGGGACAAUUCCAGGGCCUUGCUCUCGACGAUGCCCAGUUCGAUCGACCGAAGCCGUUUACCGACUGCUUUAAGGAGGUUCCCGAGUCUCAUGACGCGGGCAAAGAAGCUUUCUUCGUCAAGUGCUUGAAGAGCAUCAAACCCUUUGUCAUGGACGACUUUGUCCAGAUCAACGACAGUCUCGACGACGAUACGGUGAACGAUCCAAUGGGGUCGAUAGAAAUGGACUAUGACAUGCCCGACCCGCUCGACGCCGAUGAUGCAGAGCCUUUCGACCUCGACGCACCAAUGAUUGAUGAGCCUCAACCCUUCAGCGACCAAAAUAUGAUAGAUGACAACCAGCUGCCCAGAGAUGACGGCAUCGAAGACAUCUCGGACAUUGAAGAUUCACGACCACACAUUGCACAAGCAGGACGUGCCAAUGCACGCCCAGCAAGUUUGGCGUUUGAGCCAGCUCUCGAACAAAACAGCCCCUCGCAACCCCAUACGGACGACGUCGGCUCAAUUGAAGGACCAGGCGUGGACAAUUCGUCGCUACAAGCAAAGAUUCUCCAGGCAUUCCAACGAGCCAAAGACGCUUCACAACGGAGACCAAAAGCGCUGAAGCACACAAAGCGGGCAUUUGUCGCGCUUAUCUUUCUGGCGUCACGCUCCAACGACAACCAUCUCCAUCUCAAGGUCACGAGCAUGCGCAACUACUCGGACGUCAAAAUUCAACUUGGCCAUGACGAAGCCUCGGCAGUUACAGAGAGUUCGGUUUCCGAGCCACCCGAGAACGAGCCCCUCAAUGAAUUUGUCCAGAUCAGCCGCACGGUGACGACCAACGCCGAGUCUUACCGAACCUUGGAGAUUCUGAACCGAAAUGCUGUUGUCAAGCUCCGCGACCAAGCCAAGCUGAUCGAACGCCUCAAGAGCGAGAAAGUUGCCUUAGAAGAACGCGUUCGGAGCCUUCAGCAAGACGUCCAGCUCAAGCAGCAGAUGGGGCACAGCAUUGCGCUCGCAAAGCGUGGGCCUGAGCGUAACUUGCCACAGCUCGACACGGGUCGAAACGAAGGCAUCUCCAUCCCUCGCUCGCCAGCACGACCACAUUCAACACCCGCGUCCAGUCCGCGAGGCGCCUCUCCACGUGCCGUCAUGUCGCCUGAUCGCAGUGCAGCGAUGACACCCACGGAACUUCGGGAAGUGCAAGGUUUGCGUUUAAAAGUGCACCAUCUCGAAAUCGAGAAGAAGAAACGCAACGACGAGUUUACCGCGCAGACUAAAAUCUACGCUCGAAAGGUGCAAAAGCUCGAACAAGAGCUCGCAGAGCUUGACACCCGUUUACGCGAGCGCGACACGCAGAUUCGAAUGCUCGAAAUACGAGCGCAGCACCAAAGCCAAGAGCUACAUGGCAACCUCGUGUCGCCACGUAUGCUCACGGACGCGAUAUGGGGCAACGUCGUACCGCUAAAGACGCAUGUCGAGCCCGUGCAUACAAAGUCCGAUGUUGGUGCAGCAUUUGACGAGCUCUUGACAAGCAAACUCCUCGACACGCUGCAAAAUCUGCCGGGGCACUACACGAACCAAUGGCUUCAUGAAGUCAAGGAAACCGCAACAAAGCUAGCGGUUGUUCACGCAGGGUUCAAAGCUCUCGCCGGGUCUUUCCAACGUGCAGCAGCGAGCACGAGCUUGUACGACCUCGUGCAGCUCAUGUCCACCGAAGCGCUCGCGCUCGUUGGCGCCGAAGAGGCAUUCGUGUUUGUCGUCGAUCAAUUCCAGAAGAACGAACUGUGGUGUCGCAGCAUGCGCGGUGACGGGGAGCUCGUGACGUCGCGCUUCCAGAUCCCGCCCGUGUCUGUCGCGCUGCAAUCGUCCUACAGCGAAUACAUGGCACAUCAACCUGCAAAGCACACGCACCACAAGUCGACCACGCCCGCGAUACCAGGACGUACCGAGUACCACCGUGCUGAAGCGUUCGUUGGCGCAUCUGUGCCCGCGGUCGUACUUCCACACGCUUUGCUACAUACAGCGCCGGGUUUUGCGCCUUAUGCGUAUCACACGCGCGAGACGCUCAACAUUCCUGGCUGCAAGAUCGCGUCGCAUCCACUCUACUCGGGCGACUCGACAAGCACGGACCGGCUCAUCGCACUAAAGAGCUCGGCGACGCUGCUACUGCCCAUCUGCAGCUCCGACAGUUUGGAGCCGAUUGCGAUUUUGCAGGUGUGCGGGAAAACCCAAACGUUUCGUGGCAUGGGCAUCGAGGUCGAGGUUGAGAACUGCCGCCCCUUCUCACACGAAGACCAGCUGCUACUCGCUGCCUUUGCCAACUUUUGCGGUGGAAUGCUAAAGAAAGUGAUGAGCUUUGCCGAGCUCGAGACCAACCGCCGCAGCGAAUACGAGCUCUUGAGCUUGUCGCGACAAAUCUUCACGUGCCUCGACUUCAAGAAGCUCUCAAUGCUCGUUAUGAAAUCGACCAAAGAACUUCUCGACACGGAUCGCUGCACGCUGUUUGUCACAAAGAUGACGUCGCCGACAGAGACGGUGCUGAGUGCAUGGCAGUCAGACAUGGGCACCGGCAGCAUCGAUUUUCACAAAGGCACGGAAAUCGUAGUUCGACAUGGCGAAGGCAUUGCUGGGGCGUGCGCCGAGCUGCGUUCGCUCGUGAACGUUCCCGAUGCCUACGAGGACAAGCGCUUCAACCGCGCCUAUGACGAAAAAACAAAGUACCGCACCAAGAGCAUCCUUGCCGCCCCCAUAAUGAGCUCCAAGUCAACGCUUCUCGGCGUCAUCCAAAUGAUCAACAAGUCGGGCGGGACGCCAUUCCGUGCCAAAGACGAAGAGCACCUUGUCGUCGUCGCACAGCUCAUUGCCCUCGCCAUGGAGAACAGCAAUCUCUUCCAGAAGACGCAGGACGUGAGCCGAUGCAUCGGCACGUACAUUCGGCACUUGCAUCUGAACGAAGCGCUGCUCAACCUGAGCGCUGCUGCCGAAGACAUUGUCGGCGUCCAAGGCGCGACCAUCUACCUUGUCGAUGAGCGUACGAACGAGCUCUUUACGUUUCACAAAGUCCGCAAGACGCGCAUCGACAUUCGUCCGUCGAGCUACAAGGGCAGCAUCAUGGAAGAGGCCAUGACCAAGCGCACAGUUGUCAUUGUCAACAACACAGGCAUGUGUCUCCAUUACAACCCUGCCGUCGACGCCAUCAACGGCAUUGCGGCCCACCAAAUCAUGUUUGUGCCCCUCUUCCAGUACGGGAAGAACCACUUCCAAGACAAGAUAUUUAUCGGUCUCGUGCACUUGAUCAACCGGAAGGGCACUGUGCACGACUUUGACGAAGACGACUCACUCGUGGCCAUUGUUGCCAACCAAGCGGCGGGCAUCCUCACGAGCAUCAUGGAGCGACAGAACAAUCUGCAACUGCACGAAGAUACCAAGCUUUUGCUGGAGACGUGCAUGUCGUUCUACAAGGAGCUCAAUCCGCUUGGCGUCAUGAACGCCGUCUACAAUGCUGCGACGGCCACGUUUUCGAUUGAGCAAGGUCAUUUGUGGCUCCUGAACGAAGACAAGUCGAGCCUAUGGACGCCCAAGCUCUUGCCGCCCGAGGAGCUUCAGUUUGCCAACCCAUCGCUCCUUCGUCGGUUCUCGGUUUCGACAAGCGACCGUCUCGAAGUGCCUUGCAUCGAAGGUCUUCUCAAGCGCGUGGUGCAAGAAGGCCGCAUGAUCUGCGUGCGCCGAUGGGACCUCAUCGGGGAAGCCAACCACAUUGAAGGGGUCCAGCGGAUCACAGCCACGGACCGAGCGGCCGGUUUUACCGACUUUGCCGUCACCGCCGCGCCAGUAUGGGACUCAUUUGGAAUUGAAAUACUCGGGGUACUCAUGCUCUUGUAUCCUCGCGGCCGCAGCUUGCACCGUCUGGAGCUAUCCAAGAUUCCAAUCUUCACACGCCAGAUCACUGGGGCGCUCAUGGUGUGUCGUGAAGUGUCGCGCCACCUCCAUCACGUGCGGCGAUUGGAGUCCAUGCUGCGGGGCUAUGGCCACGGCGACUUUCCGCCACCCAACUGCUACUCGUCACUUCCUGGAAGUCCUGCGCAUGUGGCCGCGCACGUCUUUUCGCUCGCCAUCGAGAUUGACGCCCACGGCUGGCUCAAGACGCAAACGUAUCCGAUCAAUCUCUUUAGCAAAACGUUCUCGCUCAAGUCGCGCACCGAGCUGCUCCGACUGCCUAUGGACUCAAUCGGCAAUCGGCACGUGAUGCAAGUGACCAACAGCCCUCGCGCCGUCUUUGCAAAGGAGCACUUUGACAAAUGGGUCGGGCAUGAGAUUGCCUUUGGCGACUGGGAAAAGGUCAAGUAUGACAUUCACAACGCGUUGAGUCGAAAGGAGACGCUGAGCGCCUAUUAUGGCAGCUCGCGAAGCGGCCGUAAAGUUACGUUGGCACCGCUCUCGACGUCGCUCCCGACGCCGCGCUUGGGCGACGAGGACGGACGACCGCUUUGGGAUCUCUCGGACCACAUUCGGCACGAAGUCGCGUCGUUCCUAUGGCUCUUUUGCACCAAGGACCUCCGUAUCGAGUGGUCACAAGUGUUUGCCCUCUUUAUGCCAUACGACAAAGAAGUCACAGGCACGGUCGAGCCGCUCCAUUUCGAGCACGUGCUGAAAGCCUGUGGCGUGCAUCUCAACCACCAUGAGCACGACGCCCUCGGCAAGAUGUUUGCCGUCUACGCCAAGCCCGAGAAAGGCCAGCUGGUCGAUAUGGACGGCGCGUACGUCAUCCUGUACAGAGAAUUGUUCCAGUCCUUGGCGCCCAGCUUUAUCAAGCACACGCAGUUUGACUACGAAAUUUUUCCGACGCUCAACGCGACGACGCACGCGGUAUCUAGCAUCCAACUCAUCUUGUCGCCGACGGGCGCCGAAUUUACGACCAUCUCGACGCUUUAAUGCACCAUCGUGUUGAUAUUGA
This is a messenger RNA of Saprolegnia diclina VS20, 5421 nucleotides long. RefSeq lists its product as hypothetical. The transcript has 38 exons. Gene Ontology annotation, molecular function: protein binding. NCBI's taxonomy places the organism in Eukaryota, Oomycota, Saprolegniomycetes, Saprolegniales, Saprolegniaceae. The record is from RefSeq and is a predicted model, not a curated record. Bases 204 to 5399 code for a protein of 1731 amino acids.